AUGACUGAUACACUUAUCGGGGGUCGCGCGGCCUCUGCUCCGCUAUUCGCAACUCCUCGCCCCGAGCCUAUGGGACCACAACCUAUACUGAAUACCCCCGAAAAGAUUGCGGCAUCAGAUAAAGAGCUUGCCAGGCUUCUUGCCGAGAGCCCCUUUGUCUCAUUCUGGGAUAGUUGGGUAGCCGAACAGACAAAAAUCGGUAUCCCGAACCCUGGAGACUUGUGCUAUCGAAAUGUGAUUUUUCAACUAUUCGCGCACUCCCCGGCCAUAAUUCAUUGGGCGUGGUGGUACAGUAAGCAUCACGUCCCAGAGGGCUAUUGGGAUUCUCGGGAAGAUGAUGAUCUUGACGCAAAGAUUCAGACUCUGUGGGAUUCAAUUUUCAAUAACUGGAAGGACGGAGAUGGGAAGACGAAGGGUGGCCAGCAAGAUCCCGCGGAAUUCUUCAUGGAAAUGUACUACCAGAUCUUGGAGGAUGUCGCACCUGCAUUUCAAAAUGAUUAUAUGGAAAUCUGUGACACUGACCUCGUCACCAGUCAACAGUGCAGGGGAGAGAAGUGCUGUACGGACACUACAUAUCAAAAGGAGUCCGGAUGGCCUGUGUUGGCUAUUCAGUUUGGCUCGAAGAGCAAGGUCAAGACCGUCGAGGAGGCUAUUUUAGCACAUCUAGACAUGCAAACCCUCGCCGGGUCCUGCCACAAAUGUAAAUGCAAACAGAUGCAGAAAGAAUACAUCUCCAAACCGUCUGAGAUGUUCGUUGUCCAGCUCAACCGUACUGAAGAAGACGGAACGAAGAUCGACAAAGCAAUCGACUUUGAGGGCCACGUCAAAAUCAAGGGAGAAUAUUUUGAUCCCCGAAUCGAGUCAGCGUCGAAUCAGAAUAUCACUUAUGAGCUGACCUCGGUAAUCUUGCACUCUGGCUCCGACACCGACCACGGCCACUAUACCAUCAUUGUCAAGGGUCGCACCAACAAAUGGACCUUGAUCGAUGAUGAAAAGGCAACUCCAAUUGCGAUUUCGACUUUCUGUAGAUUGCCUCAAACUCAGAAGGAUGCCUAUCUCUUCGUAUACACUCGAUGCCCCAGGCAGCCGACUGAGGAGAGAAUGAUUCGACACCAGAAGAUAUACACCGUGGACAGAAUUGAGAAGCGCCUACAGCGGAAAGUCGCCUCAUUCCCGGAUGAAAAGUUGGAUUGGUCUGGUGUUUCUCGUCGACCUGAGAGCCCGCCCAAACACCAAGGUCGCUUUGGUACAAUGGAUAUUACCUCUAGCCCGUCAGUCCAGUCAAUUUCAAUCAAUACCACUUCGAACAGGUCGAGCUCAAUUCAGACGACUCCAGCUGCGAUGCGGGGAACAGUAGCAGCAACUGGGCAACCACCAGCAGCGCUUCCAGUAAGCUACGCAAGUCAGCCAACUCCAGCAAACUUGCCUGAGAAAGACCUCAAGGACCCUCCCAUGGCCCAUGAGAAUUUCGAAAUGCCUGCACACUGUGGAGCAGAUUUCCCGGCACCCCAGAACAACAAGAAAGGUUUCCUUAGAGUUCAGUACAUUGAGUACGAGGCUAGUAGUCAAAAGGAUUCUGGUAGAAUUUCAUAUGAGAUUCCGCUGGACUUUGCUGUGCGAGGCUAUCCAAUUAACGUCAAGGAGAACCCAAUGGAGACUCCCCUAAACUCGACACUAAAUACGAUUAUUAAGGGCCAAAGGUCCAAUGAGGAUAUUAUGUCGGACUCGGAUUAG
This is a messenger RNA of Penicillium cosmopolitanum, 1734 nucleotides long. RefSeq names its product ubiquitin carboxyl-terminal hydrolase. The record is from RefSeq and is a predicted model, not a curated record. Gene Ontology annotation, biological process: protein deubiquitination. The transcript has 4 exons. Gene Ontology annotation, molecular function: cysteine-type deubiquitinase activity; cysteine-type endopeptidase activity. Gene Ontology annotation, cellular component: nucleus; cytosol. Lineage: Eukaryota; Fungi; Ascomycota; Eurotiomycetes; Eurotiales; Aspergillaceae. Bases 1 to 1734 code for a protein of 577 amino acids.